GUUUCGUUUGACGUUUAAAUUUGUGUCUGUCAUUGUCACUUUGUGUUUUGUGUCCAAGCAAAAAUUUACGGUUUUUGUACCAUUUAAUUUUCUAUAAAACCCGCGUAGCUUACUCGGUAACUACCAAUUAAUUAAUCAACAUGUUUCUCACCCGUUCCGAGUAUGACCGUGGAGUCAACACGUUCAGCCCCGAAGGGCGGCUGUUCCAGGUGGAAUAUGCCAUUGAGGCGAUCAAGCUUGGGUCUACGGCCAUUGGUAUCUGUACUUCAGAGGGCGUUGUGUUAGCUGUUGAGAAGAGGAUCACGUCCCCUCUCAUGGAGCCCACGACCAUCGAGAAGAUCGUGGAGGUGGACCGCCACAUCGCGUGCGCCGUGUCCGGCCUGAUGGCUGACUCAAGAACAUUGGUGGAGCGAGCCCGCAUGGAGAGCCAGCAGCACUGGUUUGUGUACAACGAGCGCAUGAGCGUGGAGUCGUGUGCACAGGCCGUGUCCAACCUCGCUAUACAGUUUGGAGACAGUGAUGAUGACAGCGGCACCGCCAUGUCUCGCCCGUUCGGUGUUGCUAUCAUGUUUGCAGGUAUAGACGAGAAGGGCCCCCAGCUGUACCACAUGGACCCGAGCGGCACGUUCGUGCAGUACGACGCCAAGGCCAUCGGCUCCGGCAGCGAGGGCGCGCAGCAGAGCUUGAAGGAGGCCUACCACAAGUCGAUGACCCUCAAGGAGGCCAUCAAGUCCGCCCUCACCAUCCUCAAACAAGUGAUGGAGGAGAAGCUCUCAGAGAACAAUGUGGAAGUGGUGACCAUGACUCCGGAGGGCAUGUUCCACAUGUUCACCCGGGAACAGCUGGCUGAGCUUAUAUCGGCAAUACCGGAGCUUCAAUGGAGUGAGAAUAGUUCGAGGAACACCAUUCAAGGGAUGUCGAAGCUAAAAUUACAUGAGAACGAACAAACCGUUUGAAACUUACGAACUAAUAUAACGCACGCGAAUAAAGAAUCAAUGUGAAAAUGGUGGCCGUUACAAAAGUGGGAGUGGGAAGGAGUAUAUAGGAGCGAGAUAGCAUGAGUUCGUCCGCCAUUUUCAUUUUGCUUCUUUUUAAGUGCGACUUAUUUCGUUAUUAUUUAAAUUAAACCCUUGUUGAUUAGCUUGAUUUCUUUGCAGAUUUAAGAAUAAAAUGCUAAUUGUAUUAAAAUUUAA
Plutella xylostella (diamondback moth) is the source of this 1193-nucleotide messenger RNA. RefSeq names its product proteasome alpha5 subunit (gene Prosalpha5). Gene Ontology annotation, cellular component: proteasome core complex, alpha-subunit complex; proteasome core complex. NCBI's taxonomy places the organism in Eukaryota, Metazoa, Arthropoda, Insecta, Lepidoptera, Plutellidae. The record is from RefSeq and is a predicted model, not a curated record. Gene Ontology annotation, biological process: proteasome-mediated ubiquitin-dependent protein catabolic process.